ACAACCGCAGACAGACAGACGGUCUCUCCGCAGAAACGGCAGCAGAGGGAACAAAGUCUCUCUCCCGCAGCCCAGAAACCAGCAACUGCCGUAGAAGUGGAGUCGAGGCGAUGUUAAACGCGAAAUGCGACCGUUUACUCUGAGGGGACAGCUAACUAUAAGGAAGAGGCUGCCGAAAGAAGUGAGUGAACUGUGACAGCAGCUGUGAGAGAUUAAGCCAAGGAUUUUGUGGUUUGCACGUGGAAAGCAUCGCUGAAACACAUCGUGAAGAGUGGAACUCAUCCUCUCCACUUUAAGUGUUUGCCACCUCUUCACUCCUGCCUGCUACAGAGAUGAGUGCCAAGUCAGCCAUCAACAAGGAAGUCUUCAUACCCCACGAUGAGAAGAUGCUUGCUGCUGUGCAGGUGAAGCGGAGGACCAAGAAGAAGAUCCCCUUUCUGGCCACUGGUGGUCAGGGAGACUACAUGACCUUCAUCUGCCUCUCAGUGACGAAUAAGAAACCUACUCACUUAUCCAUCACUAAGGUGAAGCAGUUUCAGGGAUCUUCUGCCUUCAUGAAAAGGUCACAGUGGACAAUUGACCAGCUACGGCAAGUCAAUGGCAUUGACCCCAACAAAGACUGUCCAGAGUUUGACCUGAUGUUUGAUAAUGCUUUUGACCAGUGGGUUGCUGGUUCAGCAGGAGAGAAGUGCACCUUUAUCCAGAUCCUUCACCACACCUGCCAGCGCUACAGCUCAGCACGGAAACCAGAGUUUGUCAACUGUCAGUCCAAACUGCUGGGGGGUAACAGCAUACUACACUCGGCCGCAGACAGUGUGACGAGUGCUGUACAGAAGGCCAGCCAGGCUCUGAAUGAGCGCGGUGAACGAUUAGGUCGGGCCGAGGAGAGGACUGCAGACAUGAUGAACAGUGCUGAACAGUUUGCUGUCACUGCGCACAAGCUUGCCAUGAAGCACAAGUGUUAAACCACUGCCAAAACCAACGGGGCUGGGGGGGCUCGCCAGUCGCUGUACAGAAGAAGGAUUCCAGAUUUUAUUCUUAUUAAAAAUUUGAAUAUUAUUACUAUUUGUUAACAAUGUUAACAUUUUAAUGUUUUGGGUUAUUGUAUUCUGGUGCAUCUUCUGGUCGUGACGCAUCAAGCAGAGGGGAGGAAGAGAGGUAAACAAUGCUACUUCACACUGUCAACAGAAUCUUUCAUGCUUCUGUUUGCCAAAAAUAAGUUGCAAGCCACAGCCAUGACUGUAUUUGAUAUCCGCAGUCACUCAAAGCACUUCCCCUUUUCAUGUGCUCAGACACUAAUGUGAGUGUACACAUGCCGACAAGUCAUUAUCGGCAGUCACUCCAAGACAACGAACAGCUUGUCUCGCAGAUUAUUAAUUGUUAAGAGUUAUUUAUGAGCACUGCAGUGAUUACGCAGUCUGAUUUGUGAGUGUGACCGACCGUUGUCUCAUGGGGCAGGUCUGACUUAGGAUUGGGUAGCACUAUACCACACAAAUAUAUAAAUACCUUAAGAUAGCCCAGAUUUUCUUAUCUGAUGUUUAGAUUGUAACCAUAUAAAUAUUUUGGCAACACAUGUAAGAGUUUGACAUGCCUGUGGAGAAAACAGCAUUAAAUUUACACCCGAACGUCGGUAAAUCCAAAAGUAUUCAUUUUCAAUUUAAUGUUUCCUUCUCUCAUUUGACUCUUGGACAUUGCACCCUUUUGGUCUGUUUUUCUGUCCGUGAUUUCAAAUUGUAUAAAAACAGUAUUAGUCAAAAACGUUUUCAAGAUAUUAUUUCAAACACUGCAGGUGAGAUGGAAUAGAGUGGUUUUGGUGAUAUAUAACAACAGUGAAAUAUUUAGGCCUCUGUAGACUUUCAGCCAUUCAGAAACAACUAGAACAUGGAAUACAGUUGCCAAUAUUUUUGGAAGUGCACUUGAAGAACUCGUUUUAAGAAUAAGCUUUUUCAUUACAAUAAUUUAUGUUAAAGGGGGGAAUUCAGUAAACCAGCUUCUGCAUUGUAAAAAGCAAAACAUGUAAUUCUUCUAGUACUAUCUCAAUGUCUGUAGAGCUAAUAUGUCCCAUGAACAUGGGAUGUUUUGGAAUUACUCCUGGCUGUAUUUCAUCUUUAAACAUUCAGUAGUCAUCCCUUGUGCUUUUUGUAUAAUUUGGGUUGUCAUAAUAAUCCUAAUAAUGAUGUGUGUACUGAUAGAUAAAGGACAAAUGUCUCGAAUAGCAGCAUCAGUGUGUAGUAGUUUAUUUUUUUGUGCUGGCAUCACACUGCCUGUACCUUUUGGCUUCCUCACUGGCAAAGUACCACCCUCACAAUCAAGAUGUAUCUGAUUCUUUUUAUAUUUUGAAUUUUAUAAUUCAUGAUGUUUCAAUGCACUGACAACCUUAUCUUGCAGAGCACUGUUGAGUUCAUAAUGAAACGUUCCAGUUGCCUAACUCUUAGUGUGCUUUUAUUCCUCUCUCUAACACUUUGGAUGUUUAUUGUUUUAAUAAAAAACAAUAUAAAAAAUGAAUAUAUAUUAUUCUCAGUGUCUCUUUUUAUGAAGACCACCUUCUUCAAAAUGGCAUUCCUUCAUUUUGGUGUUUAGGUGGUGGUGGUGUGCUAACAUUCUCAGUCACCUGAGGAAGAAGUGCUCUUCUGUCUUUCCUUACAUAUCACACUAACGCACGAGCACCUGCCAUCGGUUACCCAGCAAUGAACCCUCUUUCAAAGUCAAUUAGUUCUUUUCCUCUUGCCAUCUUGAUACAAAAUCAGAAUCAAAUGGGCCUGCUCAGAAUUUUUAUACGUGCCACAGUUAGUUGACAUGAUUAGAUCU
Molecule: messenger RNA, 2808 nt
Organism: Toxotes jaculatrix (banded archerfish)
Lineage: Eukaryota; Metazoa; Chordata; Actinopteri; Toxotidae
Gene: stxbp6
Product: syntaxin binding protein 6 (amisyn)
Exons: 6
Coding region: 333-965 (210 amino acids)
Biological process (GO): exocytosis; regulation of SNARE complex assembly; Golgi to plasma membrane transport
Cellular component (GO): plasma membrane; exocyst
Molecular function (GO): phosphatidylinositol-4,5-bisphosphate binding
Source: RefSeq, a predicted model, not a curated record